Messenger RNA from Melanotaenia boesemani (Boeseman's rainbowfish), 1791 nucleotides. RefSeq names its product alpha-amylase-like. The record is from RefSeq and is a predicted model, not a curated record. Bases 120 to 1658 code for a protein of 512 amino acids. Lineage: Eukaryota; Metazoa; Chordata; Actinopteri; Atheriniformes; Melanotaeniidae. Gene Ontology annotation, molecular function: alpha-amylase activity; cation binding. The transcript is spliced from 9 exons. Gene Ontology annotation, biological process: carbohydrate metabolic process.
CAUUUACAUCUGUCGAUAUUUGCAGACCUCUCAUUGCCCUUAGAUAAAAGAAAAGUUGGUAUAAAAAAUCAGGAUUUGUUAGAGGGUGAGAGCGAGUGUCUCUCCCAUUCAAGAGAAGGAUGAAGCUCUUCAUUUUGUGGACCUUGUUUGGGCUCAGCUUUGCCCAGCACAAUCCCCACUUCAGACUUGGAAGGACAGCAAUCGUUCACCUGUUUGAGUGGCGCUGGGUCGACAUUGCUGCUGAGUGUGAGCGCUUCUUGGGUCCAAAAGGAUUUGGUGGUGUUCAGAUCUCUCCUCCAAAUGAACACAUUGUACUGGGCAGUCCCUGGAGGCCAUGGUGGCAGAGAUACCAGCCAAUCAGCUACAAAUUGUGCUCCAGAUCUGGCAGUGAGGAUGAGUUUAAAGACAUGAUCACCAAAUGCAACAAUGUUGGGGUCAACAUCUACGUGGACGCUGUCAUCAACCAUAUGUGUGGAGCUGCUGGUGGAGAAGGGAAUCACUCUUCCUGUGGAAGCUGGUUUAACACUAGCAAAAAGGAUUUCCCUGGUGUCCCCUAUUCCUCCUGGGACUUCAAUGAUUCCAAAUGCAAGACCGGCAGUGGAGAUAUUGAGAACUACAGCGAAAAACAUCAGGUGCGUGAUUGUCGUCUGGUCAGCCUUUUGGACCUUGCGCUGCAGAAAGAUUAUGUUAGGGGCAAGGUGGCUGAGUACAUGAACAAGCUGAUUGACUUGGGUGUGGCUGGAUUCAGAGUGGAUGCCUGUAAACACAUGUGGCCUGGUGACCUGGAAAAUGUCUACGGUCGUCUUCACAACCUCAACACCACAUGGUUCCCCAGCAGCUCCAGACCAUUUAUCUUCCAGGAGGUUAUAGAUUUAGGAGGUGAGGCCAUCUCAUCUUCAGAGUAUGUCCAUCUGGGAAGAGUAACUGAGUUCAAAUAUGGUGCCAAACUGGGAACUGUCUUUAGAAAAUGGCAUGGGGAGAAGCUGUGCUACACCAGGAACUGGGGAGAGGGAUGGGGCUUCAUGCCUGAUGGCAAUGCUCUCGUCUUUAUUGACAACCAUGACAACCAGAGAGGUCACGGUGCUGGUGGCUCAUCCAUCAUUACUUUCUGGGACUCCAAACUCCACAAGAUGGCUGUUGGCUACAUGCUGGCCCACCCUUACGGAGUCACCCGGGUCAUGUCUAGCUACCGCUGGGAACGCAAUUUUGUGAAUGGAAAAGAUGAGAAUGACUGGAUGGGCCCUCCCAGCAACAGCAAUGGAUCCACUAAGCCUGUUCCCAUCAAUCCUGACCAAACUUGUGGAGAUGGAUGGGUGUGUGAGCACAGAUGGCGUCAGAUCACGAACAUGGUCAUUUUCCGUAAUGUGGUCAGCGGACAGCCUCUCUCCAACUGGUGGGAAAACCAGAGCAACCAGGUUGCCUUUGGACGUGGUGAUCGAGGUUUCAUUGUCUUUAACAAUGAUGACCGGGACCUGGAUGUGACCCUAAACACUGGCCUGGCCAGUGGGACCUACUGUGAUAUAAUUUCUGGCCAGAAGGAAGGAAACAGGUGCACCGGGAAGCAGAUCCAUGUUGAUGGUAACAGUCGUGCACACUUUAGGAUCAGCAACAGAGAUGAAGACCCGUUUGUUGCUAUUCAUGCUGAGUCUAAGCUGUGAACACAUUCUGUAUGACUUGAAAUAAAACUGAUCUAAAAAUCAUGAACACAAGAAAUAAAGAAAUAUCAUGAGAAAUAUAAAAGAAACAGUGCAUUAUAUAUUUUGCUUGGAAAUAAAGAAACUUGAUACAGUU